This is a messenger RNA of Oncorhynchus gorbuscha (pink salmon), 1216 nucleotides long. Its product is annotated as translation initiation factor eIF-2B subunit beta-like. The record is from RefSeq and is a predicted model, not a curated record. NCBI's taxonomy places the organism in Eukaryota, Metazoa, Chordata, Actinopteri, Salmoniformes, Salmonidae. Gene Ontology annotation, biological process: translational initiation. Gene Ontology annotation, molecular function: guanyl-nucleotide exchange factor activity; translation initiation factor activity. Gene Ontology annotation, cellular component: eukaryotic translation initiation factor 2B complex.
CACGCACAAUGUAGUUCCGGUUCAAUUUCCCUCUUCAGUAAAUGUGUGACAACAUCAAAUAGUUUUUUUAUACAGCAUCUAGCAAGUUAAUUUAAAAAACAAUAUGCCUGGGGCAGACAAGGAAACAGAUCUUACGGAACGAAUCGAGGCUUUUCUUGCCGAUUUGAAGCGGGGAGGCAGUGGGACAGGACCCCUCCGAGGGUCGGGGGAAAUGGCCAGAGAAACCACAUAUUUGCUUCGGAGAAUAACAGCCCAAGCACGAUGGAGCAGCGCAGGUGACCUGAUGGAGAUCAUUCGCAAUGAGGGAAGGAGAAUGACGGCCGCCCAACCGUCCGAGACCACCGUGGGCAACAUGGUACGCCGCGUGCUCAAGAUCAUCAGGGAGGAGUAUGCCAGGUCCCGUGGUAGCAGUGAGGAGACCGAGCAGCAGGAGUCCCUCCACAAGCUGCUGACGGCAGGGGAACUGAGUGAGGAGAACUUCAGACAACACUUUGUUCAUCUCAAAGCCAACGUCAUAGAGGCCAUUAAUGAACUCCUCACAGAGCUGGAUGGCACCACAGACAACAUCGCCAUGCAGGCCCUGGAGCACAUCCACUCCAACGAGGUCAUCAUGACUGUCGGCCGCUCACGCACCGUCGAGGCCUUCCUCAAAGACGCAGCGAGGAAACGCAAGUUCCACGUCAUCGUGGCCGAGUGUGCCCCCUUCUGCCAGGGUCAUGAAAUGGCUACAGGUCUCUCCAAAGUGGGCAUUGAGACCACUGUGAUAGCAGAUGCUGCCAUAUUCGCAGUGAUGUCCCGAGUGAAUAAGGUCAUCAUCGGCACACAGACGGUUCUGGCCAAUGGCGGGCUCCGGGCGGUCAACGGAACCCACUCUGUAGCUCUAGCAGCCAGACACCACUCUACUCCUCUCAUCAUCUGUGCUCCCAUGUUCAAGCUCUCGCCUCAGUUUCCCAAUGAAGAGGACACAUUCCAUACGUUUGUCCCACACGAGGUGCUUCCCUUCACAGCAGGAGAGAUUCUAUCCAUGGUCAACGUGCACUGCCUCGUGUUCGACUAUGUUCCUCCUGAACUCAUCACUCUGUUCAUCUCUAACAUCGGCGGCAACGCUCCCUCUUACAUCUACCGGCUGAUGAGUGAGCUCUACCACCCUGAGGACCACAAACUGUAAUCAGUGGACAGAAAAUGCUCAUGAUAAUAAAUAAAAAGUUUUACGCAA